Molecule: messenger RNA, 5572 nt
Organism: Rosa chinensis
Lineage: Eukaryota; Viridiplantae; Streptophyta; Magnoliopsida; Rosales; Rosaceae
Product: protein MODIFIER OF SNC1 1
Exons: 11
Coding region: 357-5105 (1582 amino acids)
Biological process (GO): epigenetic regulation of gene expression
Source: RefSeq, a predicted model, not a curated record
UGUAUUAAUUUAUCGAAGGCUGCAACUCGUAAAUCCUCGAACUCAUUGGAGCUCUCUCUCUCUCUCUCUCUCUUAUUUCUCUCUGCCUCCCACGAGAUCCGAAACCCAUCACACUCGAAAUCCAUCGAUUUCAACUCGCAGAGAUCUCUCUCUCUACCUCAACCUCCUUCGCGAGAUCUUCUCAGCCCCCAAAACGCUGCGUUUCGAUCGGGUUUUCUUCUUCCUCUCUCCGCCUUCGAAAACCUAAAUCAAAACUACUCCCCCCUCUAGGGUUUCCACGGGCCCAUUGAAACUUAAUCUUCCUCCCCAGGUUUUUAUCAAAAUUGUUUGAAUGACCUUGCGGCAACAAUUGAAACAUGACGUCGAGUAUGUUGUCUGGGGAUCGGAGGUGGGCUUCUGCCAGAAGAGGUGCAAUGACUGUUUUAGGGAAAGUCCCGAAGCCUAUAAAUUUACCCAGUCAGAGGUUAGAAAAUCAUGGUAUGGAUCCAUCUGUGGAAAUUGUUCCCAAGGGCACUCUCAGUUGGGGCAGUAGAUCAUCAUCUGCAUCAAAUGCAUGGGGUACCUCAUCACUUUCUCCAAAUACUGAUGGUGGCACCACUUCACCAAGUUAUCUCAGUGGCCACAUUUCUUCAGGAAGUGGCACUCGACCGUCAACUGCUGGUAGUGAAAAAUCUCAUGAACCUGCUGCUAGCGCGUGGGGUCCAAACUCUAGGCCAUCAUCGGCCUCUGGGGUAUUGACAUCAAAUCAGACGUCACUGGCAUCAUUGCGCCCUCGCAGUGCAGAACCAAGGCCUGGUAGUUCACAGUUGUCAAGAUUUGCUGAACACUCUGAACAUCCAGUGGCAUGGAAUGCUCCUGGGACUGCAGAAAAAUUGGGAGUGACGUCAUCAAAGAAUGAAGGGUUUUCUCUCACUUCUGGUGACUUUCCGACUCUUGGUUCAGAAAAGGAUAAUUCUGGAAAGAAUGCUGAGUCUCAAGAUCACAGUGCUUACUCUCGCCCUGGCUCAUCUUCUGGUGGUGGAGUGGCAAAAGAGACAACUGGGACUUCUGUAGUUGGUGAUAUCUCUGUAAAUGCAAGUGUGAAGAGUGGAACUGGUAAUUCAUGGAAAAGAGAGAAUCCCUCAUACAAUGAAGAUGGAGGUAGACCUGGUAUGGAGAAGUGGCAGGGAAAUCCCCAGCCUUACCCUGGUGCUAGUGUCCCGCCCCAACAUUAUGAUGCAUGGCAUGGUGGUCCUGUUCACCCGCAAGGUGGUCCAGUACCUCACCCCCAAGGUGGGGUUUGGUUUAGAGGUCCUCCAGGGGGUCCUCCUUUUGGAGCCCAGGUCCCUCCUGGUGGCUUCCCAAUGGAACCAUUUCCAUAUUAUCCUCCACAAAUUCCAGCUGCUGCUCUUGCGAACCCACAGCCUGUUCCUCCAACUGGAGCAGGACCAAGGGGACACCAUCCUAAAAAUGGAGAGAUGUACAGACCUCAUAUGCCAGAGGCAUAUAUCCGCCCCGGUAUGCCAAUUAGACCUGGAUUUUACCCUGGUCCUGUGGCCUUUGAGGGAUAUUAUGGUUCACCAAUGGGAUAUUGCAAUUCAAAUGAACGAGAUGUCCCAUUUGUGGGAAUGCCAGCUGGUCCUCCCGUCUAUAACAGGUACCCUAGCCAAAGUGCUCCUGAGCCUGGCAGACCUAGUGGAUAUGGUCCCACCAGCCAAACAGGGUUACCGGAGAAAAUAGCAUCUGGUCAUCCACAUGAUACACGUGGACCAUACAAAGUUCUUCUGAAGCAGCAUGAUGGUUGGGAUAGAAGAAAUGAAGAACAGAGAAGUGAGGUUGCUGUAACAACCAAUGCGUCAUGUCUUGAGAGUGAGGACCAACCAAGAGCAUUGUCAUUGGAGAAUGAUUGGAGAUCAGAUCGCAGAAAGGAGGGAGAGAGGGAUCGAAGGAGUGAAAGACCUGCUUCGCAGAAUUCUGACCGAGGAGCUUCUUCUGCUCGUGUCAAAGUCAAAUCCCCUGAAAGUUUGGGUAAUAUGAGGGCAGCUGAUGCCAUUCCAGUGAAGAAAUUGGAAACUGAAGCCUGUGGCACACAAGAUAUUGCACAAACACUCUCUGCAAAAGACCCCAGUCUGAUUCAGAAAAUAGAGGGAUUAAAUGCCAAAGCACGAGUUUCUGAUGGACGAGGUGAUACUGCAUCUGUUUCCAUUAGGGAGGAGCAAAGGAAGACAUUCCAAGUCAACCCUAAAUCUAACAGUUCAGUAAAUGAAACAGGUAGUGGCUCGGCCACUGAAAUCAUAAAUUCCUCUCAUGAAGUCAGCAGUGGAAUUUCUGUCUCCAGGGGACCUGCUCAUGGCAUGCAUGGUAAAUCAGAUAAUCGUGGUAGAGGAAGGUUUAAUAACCAAGAAGGCGACGGCUGGGGGAAGAAAUCCUUGGUCUCUGAACCAACAUCUGUGGUGUCAACUGCAAAUUCAAAAGUUCCUUCUAAUGUUCAUGUGCAUGACCACCUUGCGUCCAUGGAAGCUACUGAAAAGUCUGGAUCUUAUCCACAAGGCAGACGUGAAGACGACUCAUUGACACCAAUGUUUGAUCCAAAUGAUUCUGAGGCACAGCGUGCUAAGAUGAAGGAGCUAGCCAAGCAACGUACCAAACAGCUUCAGGAGGAAGAGGAGGAGCGGACAAGAAGGCAGAUGGCGAAGGCUCGAGCAAAAUUAGAAGAGUUGAACAGACGUACUCAAGUGGUGGACGGUUCAAAUCAAAAGUUUGAAAAUUCCUCCAGUGGUGAUGUCCAGAGUAAACAAGAAGAAUCUCAAACUUCUGGUGAACCAUUAGUGGCCGGUAGGAAAUAUGAUCCACAAGUCCCAGCUUUCGGUUCUAACCUCAAUGCUGUUGAACAGAUUAAAGAGUGCAUCAGUGUUGAAGUUGCAGAAUCAACUGUUCCAUCAAUUGAGCUACCUUCGGAGAGGCCAAAGAGUGCCUACAAGGAGGAGCCCAUUUUCAUGCAUGAUCAACCUGUGCCUUUGCAGCAGCAGGUUACUAUUGCUAAUACUGCUCAUCACAACACUGCUUCCCAGGCUCAUGAUAACAGUAUCUCAAGGCAGAAGCAGGCACCUAAACAAAAGCAGAACACUCGGUUGGAAAAGAAGUCUAUUGGGAAGAAUACUUCCACUAGUAUGACUGACACACCAAAUAGCCAGACAGAUACAGUGGUUAAUGUGUCCUCAUCUGGUGGAGUUGGAGCUACUUCAACCGCAUUGAGUACUGAGUCAAGCCUGACUGCAAAUUCUGGUGGAGUUGGAGCUACUUCAACCGCAUUGAGUACUGAGUCAAGCCUGACUGCAAAUUCUAGUGCUAUACUUGAGUCAUCUUCUCAUCCAAGAAAGAAAAAUAACAGAAGUGGCAAGAACAAGCAGAGAGCAGAGAAUUCAUCAUCUGUGGCUGCUAUAUCAUCAUCUAUAUCAAAUGAUACAAAUCAUGCAAACACCACUAUAGAAACUGGAAAACCAAAUGUACCUAAUGUGGAUUUAGAUCCUAGCUCAGUUCAGUCACAGACCUUUUCUAGGGAUGCAUAUCAGUCGAUGGAGCAGCACUUGUCUCUACCAAACGAAGAAUCUCAAGGUAGAUUAAGUGGCCAGUGGAAACCUCAGCAUUCUCGCCGGAUGCCUAGGAAUUCACAAGCAAUCAGGCACUCGGAAAAAUUUCAAAGCAGCGAUGCUGUUAUGUGGGCACCAGUGCGGUCACAGAACAAAACUGAUGUAACUGAUGAUGCCACCCCCAAAACCGAAGCUGAGGCUGUCAGUGCUGUAAAGAGCGACCAUCAAGUGCAAAAUAAUUCAAGAAAUAAGAGGGCGGAAAUGGAGAGAUAUGUUCCAAAGCCUGUAGCUAAAGAAAUGGCACAUCAAGGAAGCACUCAACAAGCAAUGGUUUCUGUAGUGCAUCAGACUGCAAUAAAUGAGAACAUCAGGGGAGCAGAUUCUGGUCCUCCUCAAGGUGUCGAAAAUUCUCAACCUAGUGCUGCAGUGGGAAAAGCAGGUUUUGCCAUAGAAUCCAGGAAUGGGAGUAGCAGGCAAAAUAAGCAGGUAAAAGCACAUGGGUCGUGGCGACAACGGGGAUCAACAGAACCAACCAACACGCAAGGUUUCCAUGAGGAACCAUCAUAUACUUCAAAUGUUGGUCAGAGUGAUAUUGUCUCAGUGACAGAGCAACCAAAGAAUUCUGAUGAUUGGAAUGAUGGAUGGAACAUGCCGGAUGAACCCAACACUGUUGUACCAGUCUCUGCAUCUAUUGCUGUAAAAGAACAGGGAAUACCCGGAAGACGAAAGCAGCAUCCAUUUAAGGGACAAAAAACUGUGGCAAAUAAUCAUGAUCAUGAGCAAAAGAAAAACUAUAGGGGGGAUGCUGACAGAAUCUACACCAAAUCUUCAGCCUCUGAAAUGAGUCAAACAGAGUUACCUUCUGCUUCUAAAGAGAAUCAAGCUGUUGGGGAACGUGCAAUUCCUCAUUGGCAGCCCAAAUCUCAGGCAUUUGCAGCCAAUAAUCAUCGAGGAAACAGGGCUACUGGUCCCCAAGGUGCAGAGCCACUCUCACCAACAACUGACAAAGAUACCACUGAACAUCUGGCUCAGCAUCGACAUGAUCAAUACAAGUCUGAAAGAAACAAUGCAGGGGAAGGACAGAACAGGAGGGAGAGGAAAACAACACACAAGGGACGUCCCGGCUCCCCAAGUCAUGGUCCUGUCAGCCCAGUCGAACUGGCUCCUCCUAGUAUGGAUGCUAGACAAGAGCAUCAGUUUCAAACGGGGUUUCGAAGGAAUGGAAACCAAAACAACCGUUUCAGCAGAGGGCAAGAGUCUCGUGGGGAUUGGAAUUACUCGGGGCAUGAUGGUAGGCAGCAAAACCCCCCUGCAAAUCGGGACAGGCAGAGGCACAGUUCCCAUUUGGAGUACCAGCCAGUUGGGCCAUACAACAGCAGUGACAAAUUUAACAAUUCCGAGGGACCUAGAGAAGGUGCUCAGAAUUCAGGUGGUGGAAGGGUCAAGGAAAGAGUCCAGGGUCAUUCGAAACGUAGUGGAGGGAAUUUCCAUGGGCGGCAAAGUGGCACUAUUCGAGUAGUGCCGGAUAUGGAGUAGUGGCUAAAAAAUUAAAGGCUAAAGAUGAGGUCGUCAUUGAUGAAACCGCGCUUUCCCACUUUUGCAUCAUGAGCAGUGGCAGUAGCAGUAGCAGUAGCAGUGGCUUGAUCAUAACUGUUUCCAGCAGGGCUCAUGGCGAAGUUGAUGGUGUUGCAUUAGUUAGCGUCUUGGAGGUAGUCAGAUUGGCACAUUUCCUUUUCGAUUGAAUGAAUCUGAUGUGAAACAUUGUGAUUUGGUCAUCCUCUGUUUCCUGUGGAACUGUUUAUCAUUUUAUUUGUUUCUAUUAGCCUUGUAUUUACUUGUAGUGACUCAUAAUUCCGUUGCUUCUAAUAUGGAGCAGCAAGGAAAUGAAAUUAGAGGAAGUCUGGUUCUUUACCUAUUCCCUAGUCUCAUUACCCGACUGACUGCUUUUCUUUGUGCUCCUUACCUUUGUUGAUCAGUAGAAUGUAAAGUUUAAUUCUUGAGUU